This is a messenger RNA of Phaethon lepturus (White-tailed tropicbird), 402 nucleotides long. RefSeq names its product pre T-cell antigen receptor alpha (gene PTCRA). The record is from RefSeq and is a predicted model, not a curated record. The annotation marks the transcript as partial. Lineage: Eukaryota; Metazoa; Chordata; Aves; Phaethontiformes; Phaethontidae. The transcript is spliced from 3 exons.
CAGCGGCGGCGGCUGAUAGUCUGUGUGGUGAGUGACCUGGCCCCCAGCUCCGACCACACCGUAUGGAUCUCCGGUGGGAAUGGCAGUGCCCUACACUCCUUUGCCUACGGGGCCUCUCAGGAGGAUGGUGGCACCGUCUGCACCAUCUCCCUCCUCCCCGACGACCCCCUGGCUGAGGGGGAUCUCACCUGCCAUGUAGGGCCCAACAGGACCUCCCCUGCCCACAGCUCCAGCGCCAUCCCCAUCACGGGCAAUGAGGCGGUAGCAGAGCCGUGUCCUGGCAGCAUGGCUGUGCCGCCAGCUCGUGCCUCAGCAGCCCUGCUCGUGGCCGUCCGGGUUGUGCUGCUGAAGGUCGCACUCUCUGAUGCCCUCCUCACCUCCAUCCUCCUUGCCCAGAGCUGA